Molecule: messenger RNA, 3023 nt
Organism: Suricata suricatta (meerkat)
Lineage: Eukaryota; Metazoa; Chordata; Mammalia; Carnivora; Herpestidae
Gene: TRIM14
Product: tripartite motif containing 14
Exons: 6
Biological process (GO): innate immune response
Molecular function (GO): protein binding
Source: RefSeq, a predicted model, not a curated record
CACCCGGUGGGCCUGGCGCUGGAAGAGGCGGUGCAGGCGCAGAAACUCAUCCAAGAAAGUUUAAAGCAGUUGGAAGCCAAGAAGCAGCAGCAAGUUGGCAACAUAACCCAGAUAGAAGAUGCUGCUGAGAAGCUCAAGGCUCAUGCAGAGUCCAGUAAGACCUGGCUGACAGGGAAAUUCACUGAACUCAGAUUACUACUUGACGAAGAGGAAGCGCUGGCCAAGAAAUUCAUUGACAAAAGCACGCAGCUUGCCCUCCAGGUGUACAGGGCGCAAAGCGAGUCUUGUCGAGAGCAGAUAGACGCCAUGAACACACUCUCCAACACGGUCUGGAGUAUCAGCCAGGAGCCCAGUCCUGUCCAGCUGCUGCAGCGGUACGUGGCCACCGAGCAGGAGAUGCAGCAGCAGAUGAGCCUGGGAGAGCUGUGUUACCCCGUGCCCCUGUCCUUCGAGCCCACCAAGAGCUUCUUCAAGGGCCUCGUGGAAGCCAUGCGGAGCAUAUUACAGACGCCACUGGACGUUCGUCUCAAGGAAAACGUGAACUGCCAGCUCUCAGGCUCCUCCGGCACCAGGCUCGUCUCCUUGUUGAAAACAAGCCCCUCACCAGAGCGAUCACUCUUCUUAAAAUACGCGUGCACGCCCACGCUGGAGCCGGACACUAUGCAUGCACGCCUGCGCCUGUCCGCUGACCGCCUGACGGUGCGCUGUGGCCUGCUGGGUCGCCUGGGACCCACGCCCGCACUGCGCUUUGACAAGCUGUGGCAGGUGCUGAGUCGCGACUGCUUCGCUGCCGGGCGCCACUACUGGGAAGUGGACUUGCAGGAGGCGGGCAUUGGCUGGUGGGUGGGCGUAGCCUACCCUUCCCUGCGGCGCAGCGGGGCCUCGGCGGCUGCCCGUCUCGGCUGCAACCGUCAGUCCUGGUGUCUCAAGCGCUACGACCUUGAGUACUGGGCCUUCCACAACGGCCAGCGCAGCCGCCUGCGGCCCCGCGACGACCCCGACCGUCUAGGUGUCUUCCUGGAUUACGAGGCCGGCGUCCUAGCCUUCUACGACGUGUCUGGUGGCAUGAGCCACCUGCACACCUUUCGCACCGCUUUCCAGGAGCCGCUCUACCCAGCCCUGAGACUCUGGGAAGGGGCCAUCAGCAUCUCCCGGCUGCCCUAGGGGCUGAGACCCGGAGUGACUGCCUAGGCCUUCCGCUGCUCUGGUGUCACCUGACCCUGAUGUGGCUGGCCUGUCUAAUCCCUAAGCACCCGUCUUCUCCCCCAGCAGACAUGCAUGGGUGCUUUGACAGUCUCCUCUCCUAGGCUAGUUUCAAACAUGCCCUCAACACAGAUCCUCUGCCGGGGCCCUCUCAUCAGCUCUCCCCACUACUACCAGGGCACUGAGAAUACACAACUUUUAGUCCAGAUGCCACCCACACAUGAGCCCUAAGCAUCCUGACCAUGGCACCAUACAUUAUCUUCAGCCUCAGACCUCUCCCUCAUGCAGCAGUCAGCAAUACCUGGCACUUAGUAGGCACACAAAUGAGUGAGAGUCAUCCAGCUCUUACUUUUUUUCCCCUUAAUGUCCCUCUGAUCUGCCUUCUCUCCAAUCUACUUCAGCAUGUCCACGUCCCUUCCUUUCAGAGCAGCUGCAAGAGCAUCUUAGCACUUCAUGGCCUGAACCCUCUCCCAACCUCAUCCUCCACUGUACAGCCAGAGUGAUGUGCCUAAAACUUCACUUAACCUUAGAACUACCAGGAGGUUCCCAAGGACUCCAGGGAAAAGAAAAGCAGGCACUGAACCUUAGCAUUCAAGGCUUUUCUAGUCUGCCCAAAACUCCUUAUGCCUCAUCUGGCUUCUACUGCUCUUUUCAGAGACCCAAGCUGUUGGCACCUUUGCCCUGUGCUACUGGCCCUAUACAGUCAUUUAUGCAGAAAAGCCCUUUCAUCUUCCUUUGCCUUGUCAGCCUUCUCCUGGCUUAAGUGCCCUGGGGAAGACUCCCCAAGCCACAGGAAUCUCUCUUAUUAUAUCAGAACCGUGAGUCAGAACCUUGCUUACCAAUGAGAUUGGAUGUUUUCCAAGGACAGCUGUGUGUGUCCUAUGCCCUCUCCACCUGAAAAGUUCAGAGUGUCCCUUUCCUCCCAGGCAGUGAAUGACAAACAGCAGCUAUCAUGGACUCAAAGAACCGCUGAGCUGAGAAGUCCACAUGAAUCACCCAGCCUGGCCUCACUGUAUAUGUGGGGAGACUAAGGUCCUGUAAGAAAGUUGCUUAAAGUCACCCACGGUGAUUAAAGUUAAAGGCUGGGCCACCCCCACCCCCCACUCCAGCCCCAAGGCAAGUGUCUUUCUUACUUGGCCCCUGUCCCAGCUCUUCAGGCCCAGCUUUCAAUCUGGGAGAUUUCACUGCUUAUUCAUUCCUCAGGGGAUGUUGGGAAGAAAAUCAGCAGCUUAGCCAACCACGGGCAGUUCUCCCAACUGUCUUGGAACCAAAAGAAGAAAAGCUCAAAGUAAGGUUUGGGCAGCCCAGACAUCCCCAUGCUCCUCAGAUCUCUCAUUCCAGGUGUUGCCAAGGAAACCCAGAGAACCCCACCUUCCAAAAGAGAAGUGACAGAAAUAGAUAAGGUCAGAAAAGCAGGACCUCACAGGUCAGCUUCACUAACGGGAAGGCAAAGGCAUCUUUCUUGAUGCCUUUCUGAAGAUUUAGCAUCGUUAUUUGUCAAAUUCCCUAGAUGGUUUUGAAACCAUCCUGUGUUGUCUUAGGUGCUGGGCAAGAGGACAGUGGUAGGGGGAAGAAAGUGCAAAGCUGAAAACCACUUAUGGUUUCAGGGCAUUAAUUAUUUUGAACCACAUAAAACUGACAAUUUCUAACAGUUUCUGACCUAAAAAUGCCAGUUUCAUAUAGGGCAAUGAAAUACAAGUAGAAUACAAGGCAGAAGGAACCUUAAGAGUGCCCUGGGUUCUAACCAAAUCACUUAAAACCCGAGCCGGAUAGAGCGCACAGUGUCUAAACACACUGCUCCAGGAAUCCUGAAAAAAAAA